This is a messenger RNA of Cylindrotheca closterium, 2760 nucleotides long. Lineage: Eukaryota; Bacillariophyta; Bacillariophyceae; Bacillariales; Bacillariaceae. The record is from the annotation of a GenBank genome assembly.
AUGGCAAACAGCACAAGCGUGAUGGAUGAUUUCAAAACACCCGAUCGGAAGCCCGCUUCUUCAGACCGGGGUCAACCAAAAGAUAUGUCUUCAUUCGAGUCAAAACGAAAUAUAUCAAAACCUGCGACCGUAACACCAGCGGAAUCCACAAUCAUUAGAGACCCAGUCAAGGCAGAUCCGAAAACGCUUCAAAUUACAAGUAGUGUAGAAUCACCGGAAGACAAGCAUGUUCGAUUUGACAAGAAAAAGCAGGAAGAAGAGAACGCAGAGACACCUGAAGCCAAGAAUCGAAGGGGAGCAGUGUCAAGGAGGGGUGGGAGAAGCGGUUCGCCAGGAAGGCCCGGUACAGAAAUGGAAUCGACAGUUCUAGAGUUUAAGACUUUUCGAAGCCCUCAAAGAAAACGAGAAGAGUUGGAAACUGUGCCUUCACUAUGUUCUACCAGUAGCGUCGAGAAAGAGAAGGAAGGACCAGCAAAAGCUAAAGCCAAGGAUGCGAAAGAAACAAACAGCGAAGAACAAAGCAAACCCGCUUCGAUAUCAUGCGAUGCAAACAUGAACCAAACAAGUCCUUUGGGAGACAGUGCUGAGAAUGGGGUUGCAGCUGCAACAAAGUCCAAGCCUUCAAAGUUCGAAAAAGCAGAAGGGAAGAAGAAUAACGUUACUUUUUCGCCAGUGCCUCCUACGAAGGAACAUGCGGUCGUUAGGACGCCAACGAGAACUCCCACAAGGGGAAACUUUCAGACUUUGCCCAAUUUGGAUGACGGAACAUUGAGAUCGCCGGGUGGUUUCUUCCUGUCACCACAACCUGGAACUCCCUCAUACCGUGCGCUACAAGAAGCUGGGUCUUUUGAUACCACUGAAAUGGGAAAAGAUUCAAAGAAGGACAAGAUGGAUGAAGAUUGCAAGCCAGCUCCGAUGAGAUCUCCCAAGACGCCGAAAUCGCCAAGAACACCAAAGAGGGAAGAUAGGGAUCGAUUUAUUGCCACUCCUACCGACUUUGCAGCUGAUUAUGGAAAGCAUCCGAACUCAUCAUCGUUCGACAGCUCUAAUGUUCUUGCAUGGUUGCAAUCUCCAACUUCGAAUGGACUGUUUUCUCCAGGAGGAUUCGCAUCAAUGUUGAACACUCCAAGGGGAGCCCCUCGAACACCAAGGACUCCCACUGUUAGCACCUCGUUUUUCUUUUCUGAUGUUGCUGGAUUGCCGCGAAGUGGAGACUAUACCAUUUCACCAAAGCCUGGAGAUAAUGCGAAGCGCGGAAGUCGGGGAUAUUCUAAUAUCAUCUGUAUUUCGCCAUUGGCAUCUUCCAAGACAAAGAAUGGGACUUCACACACUCCACCAGCCAUAAAUUACCGGGACAUGUUUGCGUCUCCAGAAGGGAGACCUCAAAGCCUAUCAUUCCUUGGAGACUCACCAGCAAAGGGGCUCAAGGCCCGCGGGAUCGUUCGCUCGGCAAACAGAGAUCCAAGUUUGGAUGCUGUGCACCUAGCGGAACGUGAUCUUAUGGAAGACGAAGAUUUGAGUGUACUGCUCCAACUCGCCUCAAAUACGCCAAGCCGGGCUGCUGCUGGAGAUCGCCCAGUCACUGUAUCUGGAUCAGAGGGCACUGAUGUUUUCCGACCUCCAAAGAGUGGAAGCGGUGAUGAGAAUCUACCAUCUCUCCAAUUACCGAUCAUUGGGGGACAGGACAAUCACGGGAAAGGAGCAAGACUAGCCAGAAAGACCCAUUCUCGGGAUCACGGCGACCCCACAGAAGUAUACAGAAUGCAUCCGGAAGAUGUAGCAAAGGCUAGUUAUGCAAAGGAGAAGGCGACGAGUGACAAGUCUGGGGACAAGCGAAAAGACGAACAAAGUAGUGAUGGUAUGAAAAAGCCCAUGAAACAAGGCAGUCUACAUCCUCCAAGGCCUCCAUACCCGUUACCGCAUCCGUACGAAGCACACCCAGGUGGCUAUUAUAUGCCUCCUGGUAUGCCGCAUGGUGGAAAUAUGAGGGUUGUAGUGGGAGGUCCUCCGCCUCCUCAGCGUGGAAAAACAUCAGGAUCACCGAACAGACCACCACAUGGACCAAGGCCACCCUAUCCGAUGGGACCAAAUGAUCCGAAUUAUCCUCCGCCACCCUACCCUCCACCUCCUGGACAUUAUCAUCAUCCAGGAGUUCCACCACACCACAUGCAUCCUCAUUACGGGCAUUAUCCACCACAUCAUCACCCGCCACCACGGGCGCACAUGCCCUUGUAUGGGGCUCAACAUCCCCCACCGAAGGGAAAGCUGCCAAAGAAACUGCCAAAGGCACCAAAACCAGGUACUAAGCGACCGCUAUCAACUCCUAUUCAAAAGGUACCUGCGAAAAAGAAGAAGUCAUCGCCUCCAAAGAAGAAGAAUAAAUCACCUCAAAUUACUGAUAAAGUGGAGCGCCAAAAAGCUGCUGCUACAAUUCAGGCAGUGAAUGCUGCAAGUGGGGGAAAGAAUGAUAAAGCUGCUGCUCUAGCAGCUGCGAUCUUGCGUGGAGUCACUAUGAGACCGUCAGGGAAAUGGCAGGCGCAGCUGUACUUUGCUGGCAAAUCGCGUUACAUUGGGGUGUUUGAUACCAGGGAGAAGGCUGCUCUUGCUUACGAAAUUGCACGAGAGAAGUUGAAGUCAGAGAAGUCGAACGCGGAAGGAGGCCAACUCACUCCGAAAGCAACGGAAGCGGCUGUGACACUGGCGAGGAAAGCUGCUUUUGAAGGAGUAAACGAACGCGAUCCUCGACUAGCUGUGAAAUAG